This is a messenger RNA of Anguilla anguilla (European eel), 2485 nucleotides long. Its product is annotated as olfactory receptor 52B2-like. The coding region runs from base 115 to 1221 and encodes 368 amino acids. Lineage: Eukaryota; Metazoa; Chordata; Actinopteri; Anguilliformes; Anguillidae. Gene Ontology annotation, cellular component: membrane. Gene Ontology annotation, molecular function: olfactory receptor activity; G protein-coupled receptor activity. The transcript is spliced from 2 exons. Gene Ontology annotation, biological process: G protein-coupled receptor signaling pathway. The record is from RefSeq and is a predicted model, not a curated record.
GUCACAGAUGCUGAGGAGAACUGGUGAGUACGUGUCCUGCAGUGCUAAUUCUACUCUGCGCUUUUAAUCGACAUGUUUUGUGGCUAUUCUUUCAGACACCAGGGCUGAUUGUGAAUGUUUCCUCGAGCAUACCUUCGACACGUACGUGAAAUGGCCACAACUCGUACACCAAGCGCAAUAUUGAAGCAGCACAUUUGCAAUAAAAAUGGCCCAGAGGAAAAGCAGUCACGCGGAGGCACUGAACGCCGCGCACGUGCAAUGGGAAUGCUGACCACUUCUAUCACAAACGACUCCAUCAUUAGACCAGUGGGAUUUUACGUUAUCGGAUUUAGGGAUUUAAAGUUUGCCGAUUUGUAUUUAAUUUUUCUCGGCUUCGUUUAUAUUGUAACGGUUUUGUGCAACGCCUUUAUCAUUUCCAUAAUAUGGAUGGAUCAUCGCCUGCACACUCCAAAGUACAUUGCGGUGGCCAAGUUAGGGGUUGUCGAUUUCAUGCUCAGUACAUCUUUCAUUCCUAGUGCGAUCAACACGUUUGAGACGCAAGAUACUUUCAUGUCCUUCAAUGCAUGUUUGACACAGAUGUUUUUUUAUCACGGUUCUACAAUACUAGAGUCAUUUUCCCUCAUUGCACUUGCCUAUGACAGGUUAAUUGCGAUAUGUUUCCCACUGAGGCAUAAUUCCCUCAACACUCCCAAAAUUAUGAUCAGUGGUUUAGCGAUAGCUUGGUCGUAUAGUGUAAGCAUUAUGGUGUUCGUGGUGUUGACAUUGACAAAACUGUCUUUUUGUGAUUCACUCACCGUGUAUAACUUCUUCUGUGAUUACGUAGCCGUGUUCGCACUAGGGUGCAAUGAUAAGACACUACAGUGGACCACCGCCGCUUCUCUGAGUUUCAUGAUUGGCUUUGGCGCCCUUAGUUUCAUCCUCAUAUCAUACGUGUGCAUUUUGACAGCCGUGUUUAGAAUGAAAAACGUGGAAAGCAGAUACAAGGCACUUGCAACCUGCACAGAACAUUUCGUCCUUGUGGCGAUUUUCUACGGGCCAAUCAUGACGCUGUACGUCGUCGAAUUGUUUCUAUUCCGCGUCGAUCCAACUGUCAGAUUGAUGAGCGUGUCGUUAGCCUCAUGCAUCCCGCCCUGUCUAAACCCCAUUGUGUAUUCUCUGUCAACCAAAGAAAUCAGGAACAGAUUACUGGCUAUUCUCCAUAAAUUCAAGGAAGUAACGUGAGCAGGGCAGACAGAUACCCAAAGGUUGCAGUAAAUGUACAUUUUUAAAAUAAUAACAUCCAUUUAUUUAUAAGCUUUGGUGUUUGGCCUCAUUUGUACAUGUCUAUGUGAAGUCAAAUGUUAUGUAGUUGAAUUAUAUUGUCGUGGAAAUUGUGUCCAAUGAUAGUUAAUGUUUAUAUACUAAAAGAAGUUUGGUGGCCUGCUUAAUCUGUUCAUAAGUGCAGCCUUUGGAAAAAUGCCAUGGCUCAUGCCCCAUUUGAGUUACUAAAGGUGGAUUUUGUUGUUUGACCACAAACCCUCAAAAUUCCUUACAUAGCAGAAACAGUAAUUCCAUAUACACCAUAAUCAUUCAUUUACUCUAUCUCUGCUAGCAGAUCACUAUGGAACCUCAUCGUGCAUAUCCGUACAGCAAGCUCCAAGGGACAUUCUUGUACAUCGCCCCGUAUCCUCCCAAGUAGAAGAUAAUAUGUAACUUUAGCAAUAACCAACCCCAUUUAAGCUGUUGUGACUGUCUUAACAGGAAGCUUGAUGAAACAAAUCAUUCUGUGAAAUUUAGCUGCCACAAUCUCUCCUUCCUUUCCUCUGAACAGAAGUCAGUUAUAUGGCUUUUUAUUUUUUGUUUGUGUCUAUUUGACAAAGUCCUUUAACUACCCUAACCCUCCCUCUUUCUCCCGUUCCCUUUUUGCAGUGCCAAUGUCCGAGUAGGACAGGGUGGCAGGGAGUGGGCAGGUCAGGAAACUUAUGUCCACUCAGUGGGCCUACUGUGCAUGUGGGGCAGUAGCCCACCUGAGUGCACUGUCGAUAACCUGGGUCUUAGACGCAGAGAGAGUUAUGGAAGUCACCUAAUGUGAUUUGUAUCUACAGGAGACUGUAUCUCACCUGUGUGGGUGAAAGCAGUGUGCAGUAUGUUCAUCGCUAAGUCCCUGUGAGACAAAACCUUGGUCUUUUUACACCUUUAAGCACCUCCUGAGAGUCCACAAAUGAACGGUGUUUGCCUGUCCAUAAUAAAGCAUUUAGCCUUUUUCAACUUCAGUGCUGAGUGGGUGCAUUCUCGUCUUGUACUCUCACACCAAACCGGGUUAAAGGUGGUGCAUUGAAAACAGCACUGAUACUACUUUGUUGUAUCCAGUAUUUGACACAACACUUUCGGGGCUGUGGUUCUGAAACUUAGUGCCGUAGUACCCCCUGUUUAUGCUGGCUUUCAUCCCAGCCAAUCUGCUGCUCAAUUAAAGUUGUCGAACAUGUGCUUGUAAAAUUCUUUAAUA